Molecule: messenger RNA, 3169 nt
Organism: Amoebophrya sp. A120
Lineage: Eukaryota; Dinophyceae; Syndiniales; Amoebophryaceae
Source: the annotation of a GenBank genome assembly
UACAUGACCUCGCAGCACGACGCAUUCAAGUAGAUUUCAUUAUCGAUCGUUUGUUCUACUGCACCGCUGUUGAAUAUAACAAAGUAAGAAAAGAAAAACAACCCUCUAGCUGCAGUCAAAUUUUUUCCAAAAAAAUGGCGGAGAAGAUUUCAAAGCGAUCGGCCGACAGCGCCGCUGGCGCCGAGGGCGUCACGAAGAAAAAGAAGAAGCAGAAGACGGAAGCGAAGGAGGCAGUCGCGGUUGAGGAGCCAAAGGUUGCUGAAAGUGAACAAACCGCACCUGCCUCUACUACCGAGAAGAAGAAAAAGAAAAAGAAGAAUAAAGACAGCAGCCCAGCUGGUACCGAGGAAACUAGCACCACCGCAACAGCCGCUGGCUCCCCAACUACGGAGGAGGAAGUAGUCGCUGCUGUUGAAGAGCCGGUCGUUGCAGAGAAAAAAAAGAAGAAAAAGAAGAGCAAAGACACGACAGGAGAUGUUGAUGUUGUUGAAACGGCGGAAAAUAAGAAAACUGCAACAGCAGAAGUUGUAGUUCCAGCAGCAGCUUCAAAAAGUAGCCAAGCAGACCACUCUUCCCACCCCUUUUACGCGGAGCACAACAUUACCGUGACUGGUUGCCCCGCCCCGAAGCCCGCCGUGAAAUUUUGCGAGUCCGGUCUUCCGAAAGAGGUUGCGAAUCUCUGCGAGCAGAAAUUCGGGAAGGACGGCAAGCCCAGCCCGAUUCAGGCGGUGGCGUGGCCGCUGAUCAUGGAGAAGAAGGACGUUUUCGGAAUCGCGAAGACCGGUUCGGGAAAGUCCCUCGCGUUUGUGUUGCCGUAUCUUGCGAAGCGGCUGCAGGAACACAAACUAGCGGUCCAGAACGGGGAAGAGAAGAAGAAGCAGAAGAAGCACCACUACCCCUCCAUGGUCUGUCUCGCGCCGACCAAGGAAUUGGUCCAGCAAAUCGCCGAAGUGGCGGAGGAAUUCACGAAGCAACUGGAUUUACAGCUCACCGUCCACUGCAUUAUCGGUGGCGUGCCGAAAUACGAACAGGUGAAUAAAAUUAAGAAAUCCGCGUGCGAUUUGGUCAUCGCCACCCCCGGGAGACUCCUCGAUUUGGUCGAGAACGACCAGGUUUUGAACCUAUCCAAAUGCGAAUACUUGGUGUUGGACGAGGCCGACCGCAUGUUGGACGUAUCCUGAGGAAAAACGUCCCCACACCAGAGUUGUCAUACAAAUGUGCAAUGACAGGAACAUUUGUAAUGCGCAGCUCCAUGAGAGGAAUUUCCAAUCUUGUUUUGCAAUUUGUAAUGCUUUAAACAGGAUGUGAAAAUGGCUUUCUCAUGCGGCUUCUCUUGCCAAUCAGCACUACACGGCAGAGGGAAAUUUGUGAUGCACAGCUCCCAAAACCUGGAGACUUGUGUUGCUAGAUUCCCAACGCCAUCUUGACUAUGGGGUGGGGACGUUUUUGCUUAGGAUAGGACGACGGGUUUAUCCUAUCCAUCCGAAAAAUCGCGGACUACUGCACAAACGAAGACAAACAAAAGCACCGGCAAACGGUGCUCUUCUCCGCCACCUGGCCGAUGGAGGUGAACAAGCUCGCGCGGGGCUUACUCCCCAGCAGCGAGAAGCGCGACGAAGCGGUCACGAUCACGAUUUUGCGGAAGGGGCAAACGAUCGACGACCCGGAUAACAUCAACACGGAGGAUAAAUUAUGCAUUGCAAAAGUAUCGUACUAGUAUGAAUCGCAUCACAAAUUUUGCCAAGAACAAAUCUGCAAUUUGUCAUGCUCGGCAAGGUAGCAAGUUAGAUUUGUAAUGCAUGACAGCAAUUACUACGAGUGCGAUACUUUUGCACAGGAUACAAAUUGCAGCUAAACGACGCGAUCAAGCAAAAGUUCCACAUACUACCGGACGGACGGCAGAAAUACGGGUUGUUGACGAAGACACUGAAGGAGAACAAGGACAAAAAAAUUUUGAUCUUUGGCUUGUACAAGAAGGAAGUCGCGAAUUUGGAAAACUGGUUGAGGCAAGAGGGCCACAAAAUCGUCGCAUUGCAGGGCGACAUGCUGCAGGACAAGCGGACGAAAGCGAUUGAGGAUUUCAAAAAGAGUACUAGAAUUGGGUUUUCUUGGUGGUUUUUGUCAUGUACUGCGGAUGUAGGUGGACCUACUUUGUUAAGAUCCAAAGUUUUCGUGAUGUACACAACAGCAUGAGAAAUUCUAUUCAUUUUUAUCUAUAAACACAAAAACCGUUAUCUAUGACAAGACUGUCACAUAAAUUGUGCUCGAGUGUACGUCCACUCACAACAGGAUGAGAUAACGACAGAGACUAAUGUCAAGGACAAACACACAGAUGAUGAUGAUGAUGAUGAUGAUGAUGACACAAAAACCGAAUUAUGAAACCAAACAGACGUCUGCCGCCUUCUCGUCGCCACGGACGUCGCGGCGCGCGGCUUGGACAUUAAGGACAUUGACAUGGUAAUCAACUACACUUUCCCCCUCACCUGCGAAGACUUCGUGCACCGCUGCGGGCGAACCGGACGGGCGGGCAGGACCGGACAGGCAAUUACGUUUUUCAACACAACGGGGGAGCACAAAGAACGGGAGCACUGUAUUGCUAUUGAUUUUGGCGUUUUUUUUGGCUGAAAAAUUUACGAAAUCCAAAUCGGCUUGCCACAAGCGUGUUCUGAUGCGGCGCAAACAUCAAUAAUGAUGAAAUGCAAUAGGAGGUUAGUAAGUAUUCUCAUUUUGAAUAAUUGCAAAACACAGGCUUCGACAUCAUCCGCCUGUUGGAAGGCGCGAAGCAGCCGGUGCCGGAUGAAUUGAAGAAACUGAACGCCAACACUUUCACAGCGACGAAGAAAAAAUCGCACGGUAUGUACGGAGAUUUUUUCAAAUCAGCCGAGGAAAUGGAAAAGUUGAGCAAGAAAAAGGUCCAGAUGAGCUUUGACUCCGACUCGGACUAGAAUAAAAGCGCAGUUGGAGGUUCUUCUUAAUCCGAAGACGAUAAAGCUUCACUACAAGUGGUUCGACAUUAUUUUGUAAUGGAACGAUGUAUGAAGUAACUGGCACAUGAGCAAGUGAUUCCACCGUGAAUUAUCGCAGCACAUCAAGAUGAACCAAGAAGCGAAAGUCACAGGAACGCUAGCGCACGCAGUUUUUCGAUCAUAGCAGUACGUGCAUAGAAAAU